Messenger RNA from Drosophila bipectinata, 869 nucleotides. RefSeq names its product Glycoprotein hormone beta 5 (gene Gpb5). Gene Ontology annotation, molecular function: hormone activity. Gene Ontology annotation, cellular component: cytoplasm; extracellular region. Lineage: Eukaryota; Metazoa; Arthropoda; Insecta; Diptera; Drosophilidae. The record is from RefSeq and is a predicted model, not a curated record. Gene Ontology annotation, biological process: G protein-coupled receptor signaling pathway.
AAACAUUUCAUUCGCUUGGCACAUGUUUUUUAAAACUAAACGAACCAGAAGUUAUACAUUGAAUUUGAAUUUAAGGUAAGUGACCAAAUAUGCAAACCAUGUUCAGACGGGCUAAAGCAGUUAAAGUAAGCAGUGGGGUUGCAGUCGCAUCUAAGGCGCAGGCGCGAUAAGCAGAAUGAAAAGGCAUAUAAAUUGACAGUGAUUUUCGUUGGCACUGCAGUAGGCAAAGUGCACUGCUGACCGAAGAAACCAUCGACCUAAAUACUAUGCCAGGCUACCUUAUUCUAAUAUCUACUCUUUUUUUUGGAGCACCAUUAGUACGUGGGCUAGCAUCGCAACUGGUACAACUUGAGCCCAUCAACAACGGACCACCUGUAAUGUCUCUGGGAUGUCACCGACGAUUGUAUUCGUACAAAGUGACGCAAUCCGACCCUCUAGGUCACGAAUGCUGGGACUAUGUAAGCGUAUGGUCUUGCUGGGGAAGGUGCGACUCAAGUGAGAUCUCAGAUUGGAAAUUCCCUUACAAACGGUCAUUUCACCCUGUUUGCGUUCACGCACAACGCCAGCCGGCGAUAGCAAUUCUUAAAAACUGUCAUCCUGGAGCCGAUGAAAGCACCAAUAAGUACCAAUAUAUGGAGGCGGUGAAGUGCCACUGUCACACUUGUUCCACACAGGACACCAGUUGCGAAGCUCCAGCAAAUAACCUAAUGGACCGAAAGGUACUUACGCUUACUGGUGGAGGUUCUAAUGAUCUGGACUACUAGAACUGAAUACAAGCUUAAAUUGAGUGCAUUGUAAAGUAGCACAGAACAGUAUCGUGUUUAGUUUAAAUAUAAAAACAAUUAUUUAAAUGAAAGCAAUGUUCAUAA